This is a messenger RNA of Pseudovirgaria hyperparasitica, 489 nucleotides long. Its product is annotated as PAXNEB-domain-containing protein. Gene Ontology annotation, cellular component: elongator holoenzyme complex; cytoplasm; transcription elongation factor complex. The coding region runs from base 1 to 489 and encodes 162 amino acids. The record is from RefSeq and is a predicted model, not a curated record. Gene Ontology annotation, biological process: tRNA wobble uridine modification. The transcript is spliced from 2 exons. Lineage: Eukaryota; Fungi; Ascomycota; Dothideomycetes; Acrospermales; Acrospermaceae.
AUGUCUUUCCGCAAACGCAACGUCGCUGUCUCACGUGCUCCAUCUGUACCCAGUAUAUCACCACCUGAACCACUCCUAGCAGCCAAGGAUGCGUGGCCAAACCCAACAAUACCCGGCGUGCGUCCUUCACCCAUCGACGGUCGUCCUACGACGUCAACAGGUAUUCUAUCACUCGACGCGCUCCUUGCUGGCCACGCAGGCCUCGCGCUAGGUAAUUCGCUGCUCAUCGAAGAGAAUGGCACCACAGACUUUGCAGGGACCUUAUUGAGACUUGUGGCGGCUGAGGGCGUCACGCAAGAGCACAAGGUUAUAGUUGUUGGCGUAGGAGAGUCAUGGGGAAGGGAGCUGCCCGGGUUGGUCGAUGUUUCCGAUGAGAGUGGAAAUUCGAGCAAGAAUAUGGAGAGGAGAGAAGAGGACAAAGAGAGAAUGAAGAUCGCGUGGCGGUAUGAGAGACUAGGAGAAUUCGGGGCUGAGAAGAGCAGAGGCUAG